CGUCAGCCCCGUAAGAAGUUUGGUCCCGUCCCGGUAGUGCUGCUAAACGAAAACAUUACCGUUGCAUAUUGUGGUGAUAGAUUCCGUUCGGACUCGUGAAAUAAAUCAAAAUCCUAGUUUACACAGUAGUUUCUUAGAUUUGAGACUGUUUACUAUAGUACUAGUAGCUGGUUAACAUGUUUAAGAAAUUCGACGAAAAGGAAAGUAUUUCCGGUGUGCAGCAGCUCAAGUCCUCUGUGCAGAAAGGUAUCCGAAAUAAACUAAUCGAACAGUUUCCACACAUUGAAACGCACAUCGAUCAGAUACUGCCGAAGAAGGAUCAGUUCCGUAUCGUUAAAUGUCACGACCACAUCGAAAUCCUAGUGAGCAGCUCCGGUGAACAGUUGUUUUUCCGGCACCGGGAGGGUUCGUGGAUGCCAACGUUGCGGUUGUUUCACAAGUUUCCCUUCUUCCUACCGAUGCAGCAGGUCGACAAGGGUGCUAUCCGGUUCGUGCUAAGUGGAGCGAACAUUAUGUGUCCCGGUUUGACGUCGCCGGGGGCUUGUAUGACCGAGGUUGAUAAGGGGAUUGUGGUAGCGAUUAUGGCUGAAGGCAAAUCGCACGCGUUGGCGAUCGGUCAGACUACGUUGUCCACCGAGGAUAUUGCUAAGGUCAACAAAGGAGUGGGAGUGGAGAAUUGUCACUACCUCAACGACGGUCUAUGGCAGAUGAAACCGGUCAAGUAAAUGCCAUAAACCCACUGGAGCUGUGUUCUCUUAUAAAUAUAUAAAGAAUAAAUUACUGUCUGAAAAGUGAGACUAUUAACAA
Messenger RNA from Topomyia yanbarensis, 807 nucleotides. RefSeq names its product malignant T-cell-amplified sequence 1 homolog (gene MCTS1). The record is from RefSeq and is a predicted model, not a curated record. Gene Ontology annotation, molecular function: RNA binding. Gene Ontology annotation, biological process: formation of translation preinitiation complex. NCBI's taxonomy places the organism in Eukaryota, Metazoa, Arthropoda, Insecta, Diptera, Culicidae. The transcript is spliced from 4 exons. The coding region runs from base 177 to 725 and encodes 182 amino acids.